Messenger RNA from Ceratina calcarata, 11960 nucleotides. It is a transcript of the gene mv, whose product is annotated as lysosomal-trafficking regulator mauve. NCBI's taxonomy places the organism in Eukaryota, Metazoa, Arthropoda, Insecta, Hymenoptera, Apidae. Gene Ontology annotation, molecular function: protein binding. The transcript is spliced from 19 exons. Bases 1100 to 11512 code for a protein of 3470 amino acids. The record is from RefSeq and is a predicted model, not a curated record.
UCGCAGUUAUCAUUGUUUGUCAGACUCUCGCGGAGUUACGACAACGUGGGAGGAGACGGGAUACAAAUCGAUGAUUCUUUUUGAAUCAAUGGUUCUAAUUGAAUGAAAAAUUGUAAAAAUUUUCAUUCACACGAUAACGAUGCAAAUUCGUAUUAUACCCAAGAGUAAGUAGUACCUGCUGUUUCAUGUUCUCGUCGCCUGGGUUUAGGUGACUGAUCAAUGAUAUUUUUAAUGACGUUCGAAAGCCAGGCGUGUUUUAGCUUCUGCACCAUGCGUGAACCCCUUUCUAAUCUCAUAACACGGAGGAGGGUAAAGGCGGUGCAAGAAUCAUAAGAUUUCAUCAGAGGAAAGAAGCCAAUUGGAGACCCCUUUGACUCACGGGAGGCUCGUCUCUGGUCUACCCCUUCUUUGUCGUACCGUGGCGAACGGUUCAUAUAGAUCUCGCCACGAAGAGUCAUUCAGAUCAAUCGGUGAACUAGUCUGGGAAUAGUUCUAUCGUAUUUUCCGAUGCUGAUUUCCUACCGGCUCGACGAUGAACGUGUUCUAGAAAAACCUGAGUGAAGAAAGCUUGGGAAGAGACCGUUUCGGAUUUACUCAGUGAUACGCGUGGUUCAUCUAAUUGCAAAGAGCUUAUCCACUGUUCGUAGUAAAAAAAAAAAUAGGAGAUCGUUGCCAGCUGACCGGAACGAUAGGUUGCGAUCCCCGGUGGUAAGACCAGCGGUGGUCUAACGUUUUGCCGGUUACUUUCUUAGAAUAACCAUCGGGGGCAUUGACAGUAGUCUUGUUUCCCGUGGAACGAUCAAUCAAACUGGGAGAAUCUCAGUCGCGAUUGAAGAGAGAGAGAAAACGAGAAGAGAAACGUCCGCGCGAGCAUUUAAUCGGUAGAAGUUGGAGGUAGAGGAACGAAUCGUCGUGUACGGCCGCAGUGAAGAUAAGAAGAAGUAACGUCGUGUGUAACGAGAGUAAAUCGGCUGAUAAACGGUACACAGACUAUUCGUUGGUUCAGUGUAAUAAGUAAGCGACAAAUCGUGUCACCACGUUCCACUGUUCCAGUGGUGUCAGUAACAGCGAUGGCGGUGGUCGCGGCCUAGACGAGGCUAUGAAUCCGGGGUUACUGCUCUCCCUCGGACCGUGGUUCGUGUUGGAACGAGAAGCUUUCAGGCUUCACGCGGAAGGCUGGGAACUGGUCUGCCGUGGACUCGUGGGGAUGUUAUGUAAUCGGGUUACCGGCGAUCCUCGGAGGAUCAGUGAGAACACCGUCUACCCGUGGUUCAGCGACGAGCUUAUGAGCCAUGAGGAGGAUACCCACUUGAGGACCGAAGACAGAGAGGAGGACGACGAGAAGGAGUACGAGGAUCGUCCAGGAAUGUCUUCGGUCUCGACCAACAAGCUCCAGAUUUUGUGGGACCGCUUCAUUCACGCCGAGCCGCAGAGCUACGAGAAAUCAUCCUGGUUGGACGUGUUCCUCGCAGAACUGCUCGUUCAAAUAAAAGAAGGCCGAGACGUAAAAGAUGCCCUAUCGUUUUGUUCCGUCGGAGGUGGAGGUGUGUCUACCCUUAUAGCUUGCGAAUUGCUCUCGGACGUUCACGAUCUCUGCGCGAGGAGGGUCAACGGGGAUGAACUCGUCGGACUGAGAAAGUACCUGACUCAAGAUCGAGGCUGGCGCUGCCUGGCCGUUCUCCAUCUGCUCGGCGUCCGUGGUCUAUCUUGUGGGCGAGAACUAGUGGCUCUGCUCAUCGCCUUGUACCCAGAGGCCCUUCAAGAGGAGACUAAGAACAAAGUCGACGUCGUCCAAACGAGCAAUACUCCUCCGAUUGCCAGCGCGCGCAAUCCCUAUGUGAAAUUCUACUCCAACGACGACACCGUCGACACGGUAGACAUCGUGCCACACGUGAAGCGAAGGCCGAGCAAAUCUGGUCGAAGCGGCGUUCUUCACGAGGGAAAUGCAUCGGCGAGAAAGAGAGCGAAUCGUAGACACACUAUCGGUGGCAAACUGCCGCCGGUCUAUCAUAAACAGAAACCGUUUGGGAUGCUCGAAGCGCGGCGCAACACGCCGGAGAGCGCGAGCAGCGAGUCCGAACUGCUGACAGACGGAAUAGAUCAGGCGCGAUCGUUGACUCUGAAGAUCCACCUGAACCCUAUGGAUUUCGAGUAUUUCACUUCCGUCGUUAGAAGCGGAGACGAGGAGCAGAAAUGGCAGGCCGCGUUGUACGAACUUCCCUCGAGGCCUGUGAAGAAGACCUCGAGGGAUUACAUAGACGAGAGAAUCAAGGACGCGUUGGACGCGAGAAUCAGCAACUUCGAGAUGAGUCUCUUGAUCAUUCAACUGCUCCAAGGUCUCAGGGAUUACGAUACUCCGGCUGAGCAAACGCCAGCCGUGCAGGUCUUAAAAUUCGCCUUGGACACGCUAUGGUCCUUGCAAUUCGGUAUCGAUGGAGCCAACAUGAGCGGGACGGAACGCGCCACGCUGAAAGCCGCGGCAGCGAGGCUGAUGCUCACGGCCCUCGAACGCGUAUUGAGGGCGAACGAGCCGACCACCGCUGUCAUUCACAACGGUUUAUUACCGAUGACUCUCAGAUUGCUGGAAGACGCUUGCGGCAAACCGGUGAACGUAUUCUCGCCGGAGGAGGGCUCUCUUCUUCAGGAAUUCAUCUUCGCUACUAUCUACGGGAUAGUGACUUUCCUUUACUGUCUCUUGCAGCAAGGCGCCAUGAUGGACAAAUUGUCCGACUUCUUGGAACUGUUUCAACUGUUCACGGAGAGCCAGGACGGGAAGCUCGUCGAGAGAACGAUUUUUGCGAUCGUCGAUCUGCCGAGCGUCGAUUCAGCCAAGUCGAUAAUCCGUGCUAGGAAGGUCAUCGAUAUGAUAGGAGCGCUGACCAGCUGCUUGAAAUCCGUUCGCCGUGAUAUUUCACACGCGGCCACUUGCAACCGGACGAAACACAAGUCCUGCGUCAAUAACGUUCAGAGCCAUCAUCAUUCGGACGUGCUCGGGAUGCCUUACGCUCAGCCGAUCGUCGGCAUCGUCGCGAAACAGACAUGCUGCAUUUCGUCCUUGUUCAUGACGCUCACCAAUCUUCUCAAGGAAAAGUUCUUCACCAGUGAAUUGCAAGUCAGAUUGAUCAAGGUCUCCACAGCAGCGGGCACCUGCUGCUGUUUUCCACCGAAGAUGCUCAUGGCCAGUGUCGCAACUCUAUUAAAAAGACACGACCCCGCGACUUAUGUUCCUAUCGUAGCUCUCUUGGAACGUGCUUUCUUCAAAGAACUCGGUGUUUACUCGGAAUCUGAAGUAUGCAACACGUGCGACAGAUCUGCGACGUAUUCUUGGGAGUUCCUUGAAAUGUACGCGGACUUGUUGACGCCGGACGACCCGAAACUAUGCUACGUUAUAAUGGCACAUCUUUUGAAAAUAGGACCCUGUUCCAAGUUCCACGUCAGACGGGAGUUACUACUGAAGGUGUUCUAUCCGACCUUCUUAAAAGCUAAGACGUAUUACGCGACUGACACGGGUAACACGACUGUGAAGUUUCUCAUCCAGUCAUGCCUCUCAGCCAUGUCCUGCUUGAUAGUGAACACUCAGAUAUGCGAAGCAUUCACCGAGAUCAGCGGGCUGGAAGAAGUGCUGACCUUACUGUUAGACACGACUUUCACCAGGAAUGUUUACGCACUGUUGGAGGUAACUGUUAUCAUCGAGAUCUGGAAGACGAGCUUCACAGGAUCUGACGAUACCGAGAAACCUGCACUGAACUCAUUAUUCAAUUCCCUCGAGAAAGAAACCACUGAGUUGUUAACUAUCUUCGCGAACACUUCCACGAAUGAGGAACAAGAUUCCGGAUUGCAUAUCGAUCUUGUCGAAGGAACGAGCGAUGCUCGGGAAGAGCAGAGCGAGUCGGAGAAAUCUGUCGAUACGACUUUUCGUUUACCAGAAGUACCCGACGAUUCCGAGAUCAGCAUAUCUGAAACCGACGUGGAUGCGAAUAAAAAAAUGGAUUUAUAUCAAGCUAGUGCUGCGUGGAGAGCCGCGGCCGGAGUCGCGCUCUGCAGCCCGAAAUUUCGAGCUGAACUAUGCGCCCACCCCAUAUCGCGGAAAUCUGUGCAGUUGUUUAAAACGUUAGCCAUACGCAUCGCCACGGAUCGAGUUACAGAUACCAAUAAAUCAGCGCACAGGCUCUUCGAGGCUCUGCUCACUUGCUGUUUGACAUCCCCGUUGUGUGACUGCGAUAUAAUCAUGGAAUUGGGGAGAGCAUUGAUGGACGCGGGGAUCAGACUGGGCCGCGGAUUGGCAAUCAUCGUGGAAGUUCUAUUGAAAGUAUCUAUGAUAAAACCGGCUCAGGAGGAAACUAUACCGCAGUACACUCGACCUAGGUUACCAACUAUGGCACUGGACGCGAUGCCAGAUUGCGCGGCUGACGACAGUAGCACAGGUGAAUACGUGACAGCUGAUGAUGGCUACGAGGCUGACGUGGAAGUGCGAAGUCCUAACAAUAACGCGGUGAAAAGGAGUAAUUCCUUGGGGCCGGUGGUCGAGCCCAGAGGCCAUGCGAACGCGCAUCCAGCAUUGUGUUCGCUAGCGGUUGACUUGUUAAUUCAUUUUAGUGAACAAGGUUUAGAUACGGAGAAGGGAGCUAUUAUUACAGCAGGUCUGAGGAGAGUCGCUGUCACGUGUAGGGAAAGUGCUUCGAGUUGCGCCGCCCUCGCUGGCUCCGGCGUAAUCACGAAGAUGUUGAACGGUUUCAGUGAUAUAUUUACCAACAGAGAUGUUCAAUAUCAAGACUUGCAACACGCUGUGCUGGAGGUGUUUACCUUGUUGGCAACGCAGUCUAUUUCUCCGUCCGAAUUGGUCACAUACUUGUCCUUAUUCAAAGUGAACGCUCCUCCACUUUUACCAUUGUUGGAGCCAUUGUUUCACCUGGUCCUGGCAGCACGCUCCCAGCCGAACUUCAUCGUCUCCUUUCCCGUCCCUUCAGACGUGAGAGCGUCGAUCCAGUCGGAGGAGCAUAAGAACUCGGAGAAGGCUAAGAGUCUUGUGAAUAAUUUCCGGAAACGGCAUCUUGCAUCGGGGAUAUGCAGUCCAUGGUCCGUUCACGCGACGUGUCUACCGAUUGGACCAGAGCUGGCUUGGCCGGUCUGGCUUCACGGAUGCUCCGUUUCCAUGUGGUUGAGAGUCGAGAGAGGCUUGCCUGUCAGUGGCAAAGGAACAAUGAUGAGCACGUCGCCGUUACUUGAUUCGGACAAUGAAAGCUUAUCGGACUGGGGAAUUCUAUCCGAUAACUGGAGUCGCGAAGACCAAUCGGUGUCUGAUCUUUUCUUGGGUACGUCAGUCGUAGCUGGUUCGACAUCUCCGCCUACGCCAGCGUCAAUUAUUCAUUUAAUGUCUAUUGGAUUUGAGUCGUUGGUGCUUGAAACGUGGCUGGAUCUUCGAUCAGAUAAAUUGAUUUUAAGAUUGACUAGGCCGGACGAUAAAACGAAUCGAACUAUCUCGGAGACGUCCGUGACUGGUAUGCUUCCUUCCGGUCGGUGGCAUCAUUUAGCAUUGAAUUUCAAAGAUACCGUUUUAAACAAGCGCAGUGCCGUGGUCGAGGUUGUGCUCUGGGUAGACGGUUGGAGGGAAAUCAACGCGCAAUUACCGUUCGAUGGCUUGUUAGUGAGAAAGCCUGGGACCACGUGCGUGUUACUGGGACAAGUGGGAUCCAGUGCAAGCGGUGCCUGGUACCUCGGCAAUUUAACUGUGUUCAGGUGUCCGGUAUUCACGAAAGAGAAGGCAUUGUAUCUGGCGAGUCUCGGACCUAAUUACACUAAUCUAGCGGAAUGUAUUUUAAACACGGAGAAGCCGGAUUUCGCGCCGCUGAUCGCGUCUGGAGCACUGGACGGCGUUCGAGAAAUUCGAUUCGAAGGAGGAAAAUUUGAUACGAGCCGGAGGAAGUCGUACGGCGGAACGUACUUGAGACACGCCGUGGAAACGAAAGUGUCCGAGGCGAAAAUCGAUUGGGAUUCAGUAAUGGAUGCUACGAAUUCGCAUCUAGGCGAACUGCAAGAUAAUCUGCUCCUUAAUUACGAGGCUCAAAAUCCUAACAUUGUUCACUUGUAUCCACAAGCUAUCGCGAAUCCUGCUGUGGUGAGAAAUCUGUUCCCGGGUCAACCAGGGUUCAGGGUUGUCUCUGCACCGGAAAAUAGAGUCUCGCAGCAACCGCCCUUGUCUGUGGCUCCGAUACUCUCCGCUCGGUUGGAAUGUCAACAAUACAGGGGCCUGGUACCCGCCGCCACCUUAGUCGGCGGUGUACCUAUAUUUUUAUACCUAUUCGCACGAGUAGUCGAACUGAACUCGACUGAAGAAGAACAAGCUGUAGCUCUCUCGAUUGUUCUGCAUUUGAUACGAAACGAUUCCGAGCUAUUGAAUCAGUAUCGUUCAGAGGGUGGAACGUCUUUACUGUUACGGAUUUUGGAAUCGCCACGGUGCCACGCGGGCAAACACAUUCUGAAAGCAAUGUUAGACGCGGCUUGCGACAGUUCGAUCCUAUUGAAAGAUAUCAGCACCGGCAAUCAUUCAAUCUCGCAAAAUUGCGAGGCUGUUAUCACGGAUCCCGAAUUGAUCAAAGGCGCGCUGACCGCAUGGAGAACGUGGGCGAAACAUGAAACGUUGAAUCUACUGUUGCAAGCGUUGCUGUUAUUGUUAAGGGAUCAGCACUCGCAACGCGAGUUCAACGCGUCUCAAUUGAACAGAGUCGGAAUCGUCGAUAUGGUUUUAACAUUAUGCAAGGAGCAUUUCAUGUACGAAGAAUUGGGCGCCGUGCUCGAUUCGGCAACGGGAACUGCGGUAGUCGAAUUGAUACGUGCGCUCAUGGGAGCACCCCCGGAAUUCGCUCACCUAGUCGCCAUUACCGAUUACUUGGUUCUGGUUCAUCAAGCAUCCGAGACUUACAUCACACACUCGAGACACAAUAUAUAUCUCCUGUUACCUCCUAUCGGAGAGAAGAGGGUUGUAAGGGUCAGCCCCACGGUAACUUCCAGUUCCUCGGACGAGUUCAUUGGAAUGUUUGAAAAUAGUAAAAUGAAUAAGAGUCUAACGAACGCGCAGAUUCAAAAGAAUAGGAUUCCUAAGAGAAAAGAACGUCGGAACGGACCUCCGCAAGAUACCAGUGCUGGAGAAGAUUCGGGAAUCGCGGCUAGUGAUGGAUCGAACCCUUUGUCAAACGAAAGGCAAUCUACAUGGACGGACGAACGAAGAGCCUGCCAGGGUUUAGUUUGCGAGGGUUUAUUGUUACUGAUUCGAGACGCGGUUAGAGUUCUGCCCGACAGCCAAGUUGGUUCGGUACUCAAACACGUCUUGCGAGCUGAGCUUCUGCUCGUAUUAGCCAAUAAUCCCGAUACCAGAGUCCGAACGGCAUUAAUUAAAGUCGUUCAGACGUAUCUACAACGCGCCAGCGACGAAGAAGUGAACAAGUUUAUAAAACAGAAAUAUUUCAUGCACUUGGGGAAUCAAAUAGCAUUGUAUCCCGGUAGCGAACAACUGGUGAUUGCUCUAGAAAAUUUAGCUUUACGGGGACCGACUCUAGCCGCGAUGCCUCCGCUGAUGGCUAUGAUCGCGAAAACGGCGGUCACCGAACCCAACGUGGUCAGGCCAAUUGUAUCGUUCAUUACCGACAUAGUUGCAAAGGUAACUAUCACGACCCAGAUUUCCAUCGAAUUAACUAACGAGACUUUGUUUCAGAAUCCCAGUGCUCUAAGAAUGCUUUUAGAACAAGGUUUGGUAGAGUCAUUGGCGCAAGCGCUCGUGGGUGGUGCCCAUAAGGGCGGCUCCACGUCCCUUUUCCGAGACAUUCACGUGCUUCUCGUAGCGAUUGUCGCGAAACUAUUGGAAUCUCCGGGAAGUCAUCAAAUGCAAGUGAUUCUAGAUGUGCAUGUGACAUUGAAUCACGUGGAAUUGAGAGAGAGAUCUCACUGCGUCAAGAACAGGACUUGUAUAACGGUCGUGAGAGACGCGCAAGUGGCACUUUUCGACGGAGAACUCGAUGUACUCACGGCGAAAGUGUCAAAUCAGUCAGGUUUCCGACUACGUAGCACGGCAUCGUAUUUGGCCUCUGCCUCUCACAUAACUUCGAUCUUCACGACGUCGAGCGAUCAGAGUGAUCACGGAUCGCCGUCGUCGAGUUACGCGAGUUUGCACACGCCUUCCGUGGGAACGUUACGCGAGCCAGGGAAAGGAGAGUUGCUCGAUCGCUUCCGCGUUAUACUGACGCGCGCCGUGGAAUUUAUAACAGCGGCCGAUGAAUCACCCUCGGGCAACGAAUUACAAUUGACUAGGAGAUUGUUCUCGAUUCUUCUGCACGGUCUUUGCAAUCCACUGGAAAAGAGGAAUCACUGGAGCAGCGGAUGGUCGACCAGACACGCUUUAAGGAAAUAUGCGGCGAAGAUAAUGGUGUGGUUACUCGGCCCGCACCAGAGCAACAACACGAGGAUAUUUGCGGUCAGAUCGUUGAUGGAAGAGCCGAAAGCUCGUGAAAUCCUGUCCUCCCUGUUGGAAGUUCAUCCGCAGAUCGAACAGAAGUUCACCGUGUUCUUUUGGGAUCUACUGCAGAGGCGAGAUGAGAUGCCUUGCGCCGACGCGAGGAUAUGCGCGGAAUUGAAAGAGGCCCUGAGCAUCUGGGAUCUAGCGAAGGGGAUAGAACAAGCUAGUCCUGGAGUAUGGAACGAGGAAUUGGUACUGUUGAGGCGAGAACUGAUGAGGGAUCGGGACAUAUGGAUCGAUAAUAAUCUCCCGGCGAUUCAAAGGAUCGCCAGCAGAUUCGACGUGCUUGCCAAACAAUUGACGGAGAGCGCGAUGACUAUAACGCGUACGGUCGUAGAAGAACAAAAUCGAGAACGUAAAGUAUUAAUGGAAAGACUGAAAUACUCGAGAGCGAUGGAAGCUCAAGCGAUCGCAAAAUGGAGAGACUUGGCGAAGCGCCUGACGCACGAAAGGGCACCCUGGCAUUUCCCGGACAGUUAUCCGAGAAGCUGGGAACUGGACCCGACCGAAGGCCCCGCCAGAGUCAGGAUACGUCUGCAGCGGUGCCACUUGAACAUCGACAAGAGAUUCUUCAUGGCCGAGCAUCAAGACAAACUGGAGGCAGUGAAAGUCGAUGCUCCUUUAUCUUAUUUAUUCAAGACUGAUCGACAAGAUGCAAACGCUACGGCUUUGAUCGAACGAUUGCAUACUAGCGAGAGGAUACGCAAAAUGUCUCAAGCCAAGGUAGUCACACCCAGAGCUGAGCUGGCGGGUGAGGUUCUCAUCGGUGAGACUUGCCUGUACUUCGUUCCUGACAAACCCGAUGCACAGCUGCAAACGGACAUAGCUUUGGGUGGCUUGGACUUGGCCAUGGUCGGUGGAACGGCGUGGCGACUCGACGAUAUUCGAGAGAUACACAGGAGGAGAUAUCAGUUGCAAGAGAGGGCCAUCGAAAUAUUUCUAAUCACUGGAAGGACUUAUUUAUUGGCAUUCAAUUCUUCGAAGGAGAGAGACGAGUUCGUGACGGAGUUGUCCGCUUGCAAUUUACCGAGACGAGUGCCUGGGGACGAUUUAAGCGAAGCUAUCUCACUGUGGCGGAGCGGAGCGUUAACAAAUUGGGAAUACAUCACGUGUUUAAACAAACUAGCUGGACGUUCGUACAACGAUUUAAUGCAAUACCCCGUGUUCCCGUUCGUGCUGGCAAAUUAUACGAGUGAAAAGAUCGAUUUGAACGAUUCGAAGAUCUAUCGGAAUUUCAAACGUCCCAUGGCUGUGCAGGACAAGAAGAACGAGCAACAUUAUAUAAACAAUUACAAUUAUCUGAAGCAAGCUCUGUCGGAAGGACUGAACCUGAUCGCGUUAAAUCAAGAACCGUUCCAUUACGGAUCGCAUUAUAGUAAUUCCGGCACAGUGCUCCAUUUCUUGGUACGAUUGCCACCGUUCACCAGCAUGUUCCUCUGUUAUCAAGACGAUAAUUUCGACAUUCCCGAUCGAACGUUUCACGCUCUGGCCACUACAUGGCGAUUAACAAGCUGCGACUCGACGACAGACGUGAAAGAAUUGAUCCCUGAGUUUUUCUAUCUACCCGAGUUCUUACUGAAUUCCGAAGGGUUCAAUUUCGGAGUUCGGCAGAACGGCAAUCGAGUAGGGGACGUAGAGCUGCCGAAAUGGUGCGGGGGCGAUGCGCGACUCUUCAUUCUAGCUCACAGGGCAGCGUUAGAGGCAGAUCUCGUCAGGGAGGUUCUACCCUAUUGGAUCGAUCUGGUCUUCGGAUUCAGACAAACGGGCAGACCGGCAGUGGAAGCUAUAAACGUUUUCCAUCCGGCGACUUAUUACGGCUUCAACGUUGACCAGAUAGCCGAUCCCUUGGAACGUCAAGCUUGGGAAACUAUGGUACGAACUUACGGACAAACGCCGGCUCAACUGUUCAGAGUCGCGCACCCGAUGCAAAAUAUCGGGAGCACAGUCCAACAUAGUUUGCUGCCUCAAGUUAUCGAAGGUGUAGACGGUAUAAAAUGGGGAAACUACGUCGGUGCACCGGGGAACGAACCGGUUCUGUGUUGGAAGCAUAAGCACAGAGCGCCGCUAGCGUCCUUAGUUCCUUUAAUGACCGGAGACGUUUUCGGAUUACCUAGUUAUACUACUUUAUUACUCGGAUACACGAAAGAGAAAGGUGCGAGUAUGUUGAGCACGGCGUCUGUUUUGGGAGCCGCUUUGGUAUCAUGGAGCGGCACGGAUGGGAUCGCGAGAUUGAAAUGCAAAAAGGAACAGCCACCUAGACCGUUAAUUAAGUCGUCGGGUCUCGAUCCAAUCACUAUCUUGGGCUCAGCACCAGAUUGCGGGCAGCUGUGGAUAGGCCACUUAUCUGGUAGAAUAACAGUGCACACGUAUACGGUCGUGGCAAGCAAGAUAGAGUUCGGUUCAACACCAGCAUCUGUGCUGUUGGCUCACAGGAGUAGAGUAACGACGAUAUCUCUCUCGCGAACGUUCAGUAUAGCCGUUACCGGCGAUACCGAUGGCGUUAUCGUUAUCUGGGAUUUGAAUAGUUUAACGUACGUGAGAUCGAUAAUCUGCGAUGAGAAUCAUCCUGUUCGUUUAUUAUCGAUCAGCGAGACUCUAGGGGACAUAGCGGUUACCUAUGAUACUUCUAAGCCGAAUGAAGACGCGUCUUCCAGUCAUUCACAGUUAAAAGUAUUUACUAUAAAUGCGAGACCGGUCGGAUCAGUUUUAUCGAGGAGGCGAAUAACGGCCCUGUGCUACAGCAAUGCGCCAGAAGGGGCUUCCGUGAAUGUGAUCGCGACCGGAUUAGACAAUGGGGUAAUAAGACUGUGGAGUAGCUGGGACUUGAGAUUAGUUCGAGAAAUAGUUAACAGCGUUAAAGAGUGUGGGGCAGUAAUUGCGAUGGCGUGGGCGAUGGAUCAACAUCAUUUCUAUGCCGUAUCCGAGGACUUUACGGUUCUCAUAUGGGAGGGGUCGAAACGUUUGAGCAACGGCACACCGAAAUUCGUUAACUUGACGUCGCUCUAAUGUAAAUAGGAAUUUUCGACACCGUGUUACUUUGAACAUUGUUAAACGUGUUUUCUGGAUACGCAUGUUAUAAAAAGUAAAAAAAAAAACGAAUAUUUUAUACGAAUAUGACACUAUCGUCUCAAUCGCAAUAAUUUUAUAUAAUCAUGCUCUUAAUACUCUUAAAUUAGUAACUUUCUUAAUUAUUAGGACUAGGGAUCGAUAAGGAAUCUUCAUUACAAUAAUAAUUAUUUCAUUAAAAUAAUAACUGCAUUAACACGUCUCUCGUAACAUACGUGCGCAUAUUUUUAUACUCAGCUGGAGUAAACUACCGUUACACAUGUAUUUAUAUAAAUAGAAUAUUGACGAUACGAUCUUUAUCAACCUUUAUAUGUUUCGAACGUUCUAAUGUGUGUAUCAUAAACUCGUCCGAUAAAUAUAGUAAACCCGAAGAAUGACUUACCUUAAA